UUUCCCCGUGGACGAGUGACACCACGGUGUGCUAUUUAUUUAUUUAUUCUAGUUUCUUUUAAAUUUUCCGGAGCUAAUCAUGCUCGGCCUGUGCCUUUACGUCCCCGUGUCCAACUCGGACCCGAUUGAAGUGGAAUAUUUCGAGUCUAACGGGCUGCCGUCGGAGCUGAAGUCGCUCUUUAACAAACUGAGCGUGUUCCUGCCGUCCCAGGAGUUCUCCACCUACCAACGAUGGCGACAGAAAACCUUAAAAAGGGAAGAAAAAGACUCAGAUGGACAGCUGGACUUUGAAGAGUUUGUUCACUAUCUGCAGGACUACGAGAAAGACCUGAAGCUUGUGGUGAAAAGCCUCAACAGGAAGAAUGCAGGCCACGUUGAUCCCAAGGAGUUCAUGCAGUCUCUGCAGGACCUCGGUGUGCAUAUUUCCCCCCAGCAUGCGGAGAAAGCCCUUAAGAGCAUGGAUAAGAAUGGGAUGAUAACUAUCAGCAGCAAAGACUGGAGCAAGUACCCCACGGUGGAGAAAACUGAGAACAUUCCUGAGAUCAUCCUCUACUGGAAACACUCCACGAUUUUCGAUGUGGGUGAGAACCUGAUGGUGCCAGAUGAGUUCACCGAAGAGGAGAAGCAGACUGGGAUGUGGUGGAGGCACCUGGUCGCAGGUGGAGGAGCUGGAGCUGUUUCGAGGACCUGCACCGCCCCACUGGACCGACUCAAAGUCAUGAUGCAGGUUUAUGGAUCCCGAACCAACAACAUGUGCAUCAUGACUGGGAUGAUGCAGAUGAUCAAAGAGGGCGGCAUGAGGUCGUUGUGGCGCGGCAACGGCGUCAACAUCAUCAAAAUUGCACCCGAGUCGGCUCUCAAGUUCAUGGCGUAUGAGCAGAUCAAACGUUUAAUCGGCAGCGAACAGGAGACUCUGAGCAUCGUGGAGCGAUUUGUUGCAGGUUCUCUGGCUGGAGUGAUCGCCCAGAGCACCAUCUACCCCAUGGAGGUCCUGAAAACUCGUCUGGCUCUGAGGAAGACCGGGCAGUACUCUGGUAUCUCAGACUGUGCGAAGCAGAUUUUCAGGAGAGAAGGACUCUCAGCGUUUUAUAAAGGCUACGUCCCAAACAUGCUGGGCAUCAUCCCCUACGCAGGAAUCGACCUGGCGGUGUACGAGACCUUAAAGAACAGCUACCUGCAGCAGUACGGCGCCAACAGCACCGACCCCGGCGUCUUCGUCCUGCUGGCGUGCGGCACCGUGUCCAGCACCUGCGGCCAGCUCGCCAGUUAUCCUUUGGCGCUGGUGCGAACUCGCAUGCAAGCACAAGCUGCGACCGGGAACUACCAGCAGGUGACGAUGAGCAGUCUCUUCAGGCAGAUCUUGCAGACCGAGGGCCCGACGGGGCUCUACAGGGGCCUGGCCCCCAACUUCCUCAAAGUCAUCCCUGCCGUCAGCAUCAGCUACGUGGUGUACGAGAACCUGAAGACGCAGCUGGGAGUGACGUCACGCUGAAACUCGCCCUCUUUGUUGCUUAAUGCAACAAGUGACUCUUCACCUCCCCCCCCCUCCCUCCCCUGCACCACCCUCCUGUCCCUCCCAGUGCACAAGCUAAGGGAAUCCCAGGGACCUUUGUGGCCCCUCUGGGGGUUCGUGGAGUGAUCUCAUUCUGUGAAUGUCAGCUGACGUAAGACGAGAAAGGCCGAGGUGAAGGAUAUGGACUCUGUGAGCUCGCGAUGUCUGGAUUGUGACUGCUGCUAUUUAUGUUUUUUAAGUGUCGAGAGCUGAAAGGAGAGACGCACGAAGGGAUGUGAGUGAUUUUGUAAGUCGAGGACCAAAUGUUUUUGCUCUUUGUGCCAUUUCGGUGCCUGAGCAAAACAUCCUAUUUCUUUUUUUUAUGUUGUGUAACACCAGAGCUUUGGUCAGUCUGAGAUGCAUCGCCAACGCUUGUGUUGCGCAACUCGACUGCAAACGUUCAGAGUAGUUUUGCAUGGCAGAUAUAGCAUUAAUAAGCUCUUUGAGAGGUUUCGGUAUUUAACAGAAAUGAUUGUGUUCCUACAUGGGAGGGUUUUUGCACAUGUGAGUUUGAUCUCUCUUAACCCCGUCCUGAAUGAAUGAAUCGACGACAGGAUUUUCUGACUGUGGAGUAUUUAUUUCUAUCCAUCCUUUAUUUGUUUUCGUCUCUGGACUUACACUGCUUCGAGUUUCCUGUCUGAAGAGCCAAAUGUGCGAUUUAAUAAGCGUUUUAAAUGCAGUGAUUGUAUUCAGGGUGGAAACUAACACUAGGCAACAGCCUUAACACGUGGCUAUGAAACACUAAAUGUAGUUGUCUCAAGUGUUAAACGAGGUUUUACUUUACUGUAGCUGCUGUUUAAGCAAAAUAACUUUUUUGUGGAAACGGUAUAAGUUCAUGUCUGUUAAUGAGUGUGUUUGCCCUUUUUUAAAAAGGCAUAGAUGUCUUAAUAUUCACCUCAGGUUAAAGGGCAGAUCAUUGUUAAUUCACACUGUACACAAAGGUGUUUUCAAAACAUGUAUACUGGGAAAAAGAAAGGGCUUUGGAAAAGAUGAGCGACAUAAUGCACUUUAAUUAUUGCUGGAAGGGCCUCUGAAUGAAUGUCAUCAAGUUCAGGUAUGAAGUUAAUUCUUUUGUAAAGAAAGAGUUUUAGUCUUGUUUUAAUGGACCAUAUUCAUGCAAAUAAAUGCAAAUUCUUGUAA
Plectropomus leopardus (leopard coralgrouper) is the source of this 2692-nucleotide messenger RNA. It is a transcript of the gene slc25a25a, whose product is annotated as solute carrier family 25 member 25a. Gene Ontology annotation, biological process: transmembrane transport. The record is from RefSeq and is a predicted model, not a curated record. Gene Ontology annotation, cellular component: mitochondrial inner membrane. Lineage: Eukaryota; Metazoa; Chordata; Actinopteri; Perciformes; Serranidae. Gene Ontology annotation, molecular function: calcium ion binding.